Messenger RNA from Corythoichthys intestinalis (scribbled pipefish), 2373 nucleotides. RefSeq names its product MLLT3 super elongation complex subunit (gene mllt3). Gene Ontology annotation, biological process: positive regulation of DNA-templated transcription. Gene Ontology annotation, molecular function: chromatin binding. Gene Ontology annotation, cellular component: transcription elongation factor complex. The transcript has 13 exons. The coding region runs from base 157 to 1821 and encodes 554 amino acids. The record is from RefSeq and is a predicted model, not a curated record. Lineage: Eukaryota; Metazoa; Chordata; Actinopteri; Syngnathiformes; Syngnathidae.
AUACCUGCGCGCUUGACCGCCGGCGAGUCUUGGAAAGUCUUGAAUGUGGCUUGGAGCGCAUUGAGUGGAGAUCAUGUCUGCCAUCGCACGCAAACUGGACUUACCUCCACUCUCAACUCCGUCUCCAUGAACGAGCGUUAACGCGGGGCCUUAGGAAUGGCCAACUCGGGUCCCGUUCAGGUGAAACUCGAACUCGGCCACCGCGCCCAGUUCCGAAAGAAACCCACGGUGGAAGGCUUCACCCACGACUGGAUGGUGUUCGUGCGAGGACCGGAGCAGAGCAACAUUCAACACUUUGUGGAAAAAGUUGUCUUUCACUUGCACGAGAGUUUCCCCAAACCAAAACGAGUUUGCAAGGAUCCGCCGUACAAAGUGGAGGAGUCUGGCUACGCUGGCUUCAUCUUGCCUAUUGAAGUUUACUUCAGGAAUAAGGAAGAGCCGAAGAAAGUCCGCUUCGACUACGACCUUUUUCUUCACCUGGAGGGCCACCCGCCCGUCAAUCAUCUCCGUUGCGAGAAACUCACCUUCAACAAUCCCACCGAAGAGUUUCGCCGCAAAUUGCUGCGAGCCGGAGGGCAACGGGAUCCACACAAACGCACCUCGGAGGACACAAAAGUGAUGGUCAUGCAGGAGGGGUCGACAUCCUUGUUCGGGCCGCACAUGAAGCUCCCCACGCUUCCCAACAACUCCUUGGGGGCCACUUUCUCCGACCCAAGGAAGAGCAAAAGCUCCCACGGGACCAAGGACGCCUCCAAAGGGAGCGGUCCGACACUCCUCACGACGGCCACAAGCACCAACAGCAGCAACCUCUCCAAACUGCACAAGCCCUCCAAGGACCACAAAGAAAAGCCACCAAAAGACUUGAAAGAGACCAAAAGUGCCUUCAGAGACUCGUGCUGGGAGUCCAGCAAAUCCACAAAAGAACCUUCCAGAAAACCCAAAGAGAACCAGCCACUUCGAAAUAGCAAUCCUAAAAUGGGUUUCAAGGAACCUAAGUCCUUGUCUCACCGAAGCGAGGGGUCCGGAAAGCGCCCGUCCGCCCCCGAUGGGGACAAUAAUGUAACCAAAAAACGCAAAAGGGGAUUCGGGGAUUUGUCCGGGAAGCCUGCGUCCGGCUUGGAUGCGCAACAUUCCGAUAAGAAGCUACUGAAGAUGCAGAGCGGUAAAUUGCACCCGGAGGGCGACGACACGGCGCACCGGAAGAGGUCCGCGCAUCCGUCGUUCCAGGAAGUGGUGGACCCUAACGACUCUGACAUAGAGUCCGCCAAAUCAGACUCGGAACAGCCGAGUCCAGCUAGUUCUAGCUCCAGUUCGGGCUUUGCCCCCACUCACCAAAAACGCCAAGUACUUGGCCCGCUGCAGUCGGUCAUGCAGGAUUUCCACUCGGACGACAACGACGACGAUUCGGAGGACGACGACGACCAGGAUUUGGAUUCCGACGCCGCGCACCACCAACACAGGGUCAGUUUGAGUGACGGCAGCGAGAGUGAUCGUUCCGUACCCUCGCCGCCGUUACGCAAUGAUGUCCCAGGAUUAUUAAAGACGACGAGUAAUCAGAUACUGGAAGUGAAGACUCCCAACAAGCAGGACAGAAACAAAAAUGUCGAUUGUGACAAGGCUUACCUCGAUGAGCUAGUGGAACUGCACAAAAGACUGAUGACACUAAGAGAAGGUCACAUACUGCAACAGAUUGUGAACCUGAUCGAAGAGACGGGCCACUUUCACAUCACCAACACUACUUUUGACUUUGACCUGUGCUCCUUGGACAGAAGUACAGUAAGGAAACUCCAGAGUUACCUGGAGAAUUCCGGACUGUUCUGAGCGGCCGGCAGCUUGAGUUUUCUCUGAUUUAGCUUUGUUUGUUUAUUAUGGACUAUGUUAAGGGGGGGGGAGUCGGGGUCGUCAACCAAUCAGUUCACCCGCAAAGCCUUGAACCCUUUGGAAAAAAAACGACAGUUUUGCUCUUAAAGAAUGUGUGCGCACCGAGCGUUGUUGUGUACGUCGGUCCGGAGUCCUCGUUUAUUCGACAAACGUUUGUUCGACAUUGCCUUAUAACGCUGUAAAGUCUUAUUUAUUGAAUUCGCUUGUGUGCGCACGUGUGUUGCAACUAGCCAAACUUAGGAAAGGAUAUGGAAGCACUUGACAGCGCGUCAAACAACAAGCAAUCGAAUAAGUGCCGGUUAGCUAAGCUAGCUAACGCCGAUCCCUGCGUCCAAACUCGACUGGAAAAAGUACUGUUACGGGUGUGUUAUGAUGAAACUGUUAUUUAUUUUUUUUCUCUAUUGUUUUUCAUUCGGGAGAAAAGAUCGGAGUUAACACUGACGGGGCCUUUCUUGUGUAUUUUCAGAACAUUCAAUAAAUACUCUGUAUGUU